Messenger RNA from Lolium rigidum, 1329 nucleotides. RefSeq names its product UDP-glucuronate 4-epimerase 1-like. The record is from RefSeq and is a predicted model, not a curated record. NCBI's taxonomy places the organism in Eukaryota, Viridiplantae, Streptophyta, Magnoliopsida, Poales, Poaceae. Bases 1 to 1329 code for a protein of 442 amino acids. The transcript has a single exon.
AUGCGGGUGGUGGCUGAUGAGGAGGACAUGCUGCCGUCCACGCCGGGGAAGGUGAAGAUCGAGCGUGCGGGCACGAUGAGCCGGCAGCUGCACCGGUGCUUCGCGUCCACGGGGACCAUGUUCCUGUGGGCGCUCUUCCUGGUAGCCAUGACCGCCACAUACCUCAGCUUCCAUUCCUUCGUCGACACCUCGUCGCGCUACUUUGCCGCGUCCUGGGGCGGGCUGCACUGGGAGCGCCAGAUCCGCGCGUCGGCAUCGCCACGCCGGCCGCCAGGGUCGGCGGAGGGCGCCGGCCUGUCCGUGCUGGUGACCGGCGCCGCCGGGUUCGUGGGCACGCACUGCUCGCUGGCCCUACGGAAGCGCGGCGACGGCGUCGUGGGCAUUGACAACUUCAACAAGUACUACGACCCGUCGCUCAAGAAGGCCCGGCGCGCGCUGCUGGCGUCGCACGGCGUGUUCGUGGUGGAGGGCGACAUCAACGACGGCCGCCUCCUCACCAAGCUCUUCGACGUGGUGCCCUUCACCCACGUCCUCCACCUCGCCGCCCAGGCCGGGGUCCGGUACGCCAUGGAGAACCCGGCGUCGUACGUGCACUCCAACAUCGCCGGCCUCGUGUCCCUCCUCGAGGCCUGCAAGGACGCCGACCCGCAGCCGGCCGUCGUCUGGGCGUCCAGCUCCUCCGUGUACGGCCUCAAUGACGCCGUGCCAUUCUCGGAGGCGCACCGCACGGACCGUCCCGCUUCGCUCUACGCCGCCACCAAGAAGGCCGGCGAGGAGAUCACCCACACCUACAACCACAUCUACGGCCUAUCCGUCACCGGCCUCCGCUUCUUCACCGUGUACGGUCCCUGGGGCCGCCCCGACAUGGCGUACUUCUCAUUCACCCGCAACAUCCUCCAGGGGAAGCCCAUCACCGUGUACCGUGGCAAGGACCAUGUCGACCUCGCACGGGAUUUCACAUACAUCGACGACAUCGUGCGCGGGUGCCUGUCGUCGCUCGACACGGCGGGCCGGAGCACGGGGACGGGAGGGAGGAAGCGUGGGCCGGCGCCGUACAGGAUCUUCAACCUGGGGAACACGGCGCCGGUGACGGUGCCGACGCUGGUGUCCAUCCUGGAGCGGUACCUCCGGGUUAAGGCGAAGAAGAACGUGGUGGAGAUGCCGGGGAACGGGGACGUGCCCUUCACGCACGCCAACAUCAGCCUCGCGCGGGAGCAGCUCGAGUACAAGCCCACGACGAGCCUGGAGAUGGGGCUCAAGAAGUUCGUCAGAUGGUACCUCUCGUAUUACGGAUACAACCGGGGAACACACACCUUCAACAACUUGUGA